AUAAAUGAUGAUGAUGAUUAUGAUGAUAAUUAUUGUCUCAGUAAUUCAGGAGGUGCUGCAGCCCCGUAUUGUUGUGGUGGGUGCUGGUGCAGCUGGACUCGGCGCAGCCAUCAAGCUAAACCAUCUGGGUUUCAAGAACAUCAUUAUUGUUGAAGCAUGUCAGCAGGUUGGAGGCAGAAUAGCAAAAGCAAAUAUAGGAAAUGCCUGGGUUGACACUGGGGCUCAGUAUGUUCAUGGUGCAUCUGAAAAAAACCCAGUCUACUGUCUUCUAAAAAAGUCUGGCCUCCUCAGCCAAGUGCCAGAAGAUGGCAAAAUCUUGUUUUACAGAUGCAAUGGACACAAAGUUGAUGAAGAUUUCAGCAAAUAUGUGUAUGAGGCUGGAGAAAAAAUAAUUCGGUAUUAUGGUAAUAUUGGAAAAAGCAUAGGAGAACAUUUUGCAGAGAAAGCUCAGGAGCUCAUCGACAUGCAUCAAGCUGAUGAGAAGAUGCUAGUGCAGAGCAUUCUUUCUUUAGUUGGGAAACAGUUUUUGCUCGAUAUCGGAGCCUCUGACCUUCAUAAUGUAUCUUUGGCUUCGUGGCAAUAUUAUAUCAACAUGGGGGAAGAUCUCAAUGUGGAAGGACUUAUGUUUCAAUUAGUGGAAAAUUUAAUGGAGGACUUCCCUAAGAGUUUGCUCUUGAAUAAAGCAGUGAGCAAAAUUGAAUGGGACGACUCUUUCAGUGAUAAAGAAGGCCAUGUUUACCCUGUGUGUGUUGUGUGUGAAGACGGAGAUGAGAUUUUGGCAGAUCAUGUAAUUGUCACAAUCUCACUUGGCUGCCUCAAAGCUCAAGCAGACACGUUCUUCAAACCAAGACUUUCUGCAGAGAAGAAGGAAGCGAUUGAUAAACUUGGUUUUGGAAAUAUUGGAAAGAUCUUCUUAGAAUAUGAGAAAGCAUUCUGGGAGAAUGAUGUCAGUCAUAUUCAUUUUAUUUGGGACGACGACUCUGUUUCAUCUGUGCACACUGAUCAAGCUCAGUGGCUGAAACACCUCCAGAUAUUCACUGUGAUGAGACCAAAAGAAAAGUUUGGCAAUAUCCUAAUUGGAUGGUGUCCUUCAGAUGUAGCUGACCUGAUUGAGACCAUGCCAGAGAAAGAGUUAACCAGUGCAAUCACUGAACACAUCAGGAUGUUUACUGGAGAUCCACAUAUUCCUCCACCAAAGACAGUUCUGCGCACAGAGUGGCGUAGUAACUGCUUCACAUCUGGUGUUUGUAGUUUUCUCCCUGUUAAUGUAGAUGCGCUGGUCAUGGAUGUCCUGGCACAGCCUUUAGUUGGCACUAGGAACCCGAACAAGGAUCUUUAGGUUUUGUUUGCCAGAGAAGCAACUAUAAAGUCACUGUAUGGUACAGUGCAGGGAGCUUUGCUUUCUGGACACAGAGAAGCAGAGAGACUGCUGCAGUAUUACAAAGUAACCAAGCCUGCUACUGUUCCCUGUGCCACACACACUUAA
Molecule: messenger RNA, 1486 nt
Organism: Silurus meridionalis
Lineage: Eukaryota; Metazoa; Chordata; Actinopteri; Siluriformes; Siluridae
Gene: paox1
Product: polyamine oxidase (exo-N4-amino) 1
Molecular function (GO): polyamine oxidase activity
Source: RefSeq, a predicted model, not a curated record